AUGCAAGCGUUACCUAUAGCUGUGGUUUUACCAUUACCGUUACCACUACACAUACUACCAUUAUUAUAUGUGGUUUUUUGUCUAAAAUUAGUGGUUGCACAACAGGGUCUUCGUUCAUUAGUUGUUGGUGAGAAGAUUUUGGACCAUUAUGAAAAUCCAAAGAAUGUUGGUUCUUUGGACAAAAAUGAUCCGAGUGUUGGCACUGGUUUGAUUGGUGCACCAUCAUGCGGUAAUGUGAUAGAGUUGCAAAUAAAUGUCAAUGACAAAGAUGUUAUUGAAGAUGAGAAAUUUAAACUGUUGGUUGUGGUUCUGCUAGUGCCUCAAACUCUUUACUAA
Molecule: messenger RNA, 336 nt
Organism: Brugia malayi
Lineage: Eukaryota; Metazoa; Nematoda; Chromadorea; Rhabditida; Onchocercidae
Product: NifU-like protein, putative
Exons: 2
Coding region: 1-336 (111 amino acids)
Biological process (GO): iron-sulfur cluster assembly; intracellular iron ion homeostasis
Cellular component (GO): cytoplasm
Molecular function (GO): 2 iron, 2 sulfur cluster binding; ferrous iron binding
Source: RefSeq, a predicted model, not a curated record